This is a messenger RNA of Tachysurus vachellii, 553 nucleotides long. Its product is annotated as serine/threonine-protein kinase pim-1-like. NCBI's taxonomy places the organism in Eukaryota, Metazoa, Chordata, Actinopteri, Siluriformes, Bagridae. The record is from RefSeq and is a predicted model, not a curated record. The transcript is spliced from 5 exons. Bases 89 to 553 code for a protein of 154 amino acids. Gene Ontology annotation, cellular component: cytoplasm. Gene Ontology annotation, biological process: protein autophosphorylation; regulation of mitotic cell cycle; negative regulation of apoptotic process. Gene Ontology annotation, molecular function: ATP binding; protein serine/threonine kinase activity.
UGGGAGACCGGUUGCCUUAAAAUAUUUAACCAAAAACGUCAGUGAAUCAUUUCCCGGAACAAAGCCACGGGAGGUGGAGUUAUUGGAGAUGGUGUCCAAGCCACCUCGCUGUAAGAAUGUGGUGGAGCUUCUGGAAUGGCUGGAUGUGUCCACUUCUUUUGUCUUGGUGUUUGAGCGACCCAGCCCCUGCAUGGACCUCCAGACAUUCCUUAGAAUGAGCAAAAAUAAUCGUCUCUCUGAAGACAUGGCUCGGGAGAUCAUGCGACAGUUGAUUCAAGCUGUUAGUGACUGCAUUGACCACGGAGUUUUUCAUGGCGACCUCCAUUCCAAAAAUAUUCUGGUGAAUACGGACACACUGGAGGUGAAGUUAACAGACUUCAGUUAUGGCAAUUUUGUGUCAAACUUCAGCAAGAUGGGUUAUGCUUCUUGCUUCAGGAACCUGGGCUUAAUCCUGGUUGAGUUGAUCUCUGGAGACGUUCACAUUGACUAUUCUGAUGAGAUCAUAAAGAAGUGUUCACAGGUUGUUUCUCCAGUCCACAUGAACAGAGAUUAA